AUGGCGAUGAUGAUGACUGGCCGUGUGCCGCUGGUGUGUGCCCUCUGCGUGCUGUGGUGCGUUGCCGGCGGUGUUUAUGCGAGGGACGUUGACACCAACGCACUGGGUGGCUGCAUGGCGUCGGGAGUGUUGGGUGAGAAUGGAUCCCACAUGCCUGACGGAUGUAAUAAAACUGCGAUUACGGUGCCUUUGCGGUCAGUACUGCCCAUUGCUGCCGUUGAAGCCUCGACUGAAGAAGAUAAUGCUGUUGCAACACCGAACAAUUCGAAUUCAAGUAAGACUUCCGACGCUGGUGCUUCUGGUUCUGCUGUUACUGGUCCUGGUGGUGUUGCUGGAGUUUCUGCUGCUUCUUCUGGUGCUGUUGCUCCUCCUUCUGUUGGUGGUCCAGGGGCUCCUGUUGGUGGUUCUUCUGUUGGUGGACCUGCUGGUGCUUCUCCUGGUGGCAGUGGAACUUCUACUGGUAGUACACAGAACAAUUCGAAUUCAAGUGAGAAUCUCGAGUCUGGUGCUUUUCCUGGUGGAGGCAGUUCUGGUUCCGGAGGAAGCAGUCGAACUCCUACUGGAGAUCAAGGCACCGGUGAUGUUUCUUCUUCUGCUGGCGCUGCCGGGGCUCCUGGUGGUGGAGGCGGUGGGGGCGGUGGCGUUUCUCCUACUGGUGGUCAAGUCACCGGUGGUACUUCUGCUGCUGUUCCAGGGGCUACUGUUGUUGAUACUUCAGCUGGCAGCAGUGGUGGUGAAGCGGGGUCCUCAGGCACUAAUCCAUCUAACACAACAGGGGACUCUUCAACAGGAGAUCAGUCGUCUGCAGCAGCGGCUCACAACUCCUCGCCUCCCGAAAUACCGGCAGGAAAAACAUCCGGUACUGAACACAAAGGGCGGGAAGAAGAAGAGGAAAAUGAAAAGCAGCAGAAAAGUGAUGAAACACAAGUCCAACAACAUCAACAGCAUGAACACCCCGCGGAAAGUGGCGAAGAAUCCGCGAAAGAUAAAAACGCCCUUCGUACAAAUGCCACCGCAGAUACAGGCGACAGUGACGGCAGCACCGCGGUCUCCCACGCCACCUCCCCCCUUUUGCUUCUUCUUCUUGUUGUUGCGUGUGCGGCUGCUGCUGCGGUGGUGGCCGCGUGA
This is a messenger RNA of Trypanosoma cruzi, 1128 nucleotides long. RefSeq names its product mucin-associated surface protein (MASP), putative. The record is from RefSeq and is a predicted model, not a curated record. The transcript has a single exon. Lineage: Eukaryota; Euglenozoa; Kinetoplastea; Trypanosomatida; Trypanosomatidae. Bases 1 to 1128 code for a protein of 375 amino acids.